Solenopsis invicta (red fire ant) is the source of this 2441-nucleotide messenger RNA. RefSeq lists its product as uncharacterized. The transcript has 6 exons. Bases 164 to 1384 code for a protein of 406 amino acids. Lineage: Eukaryota; Metazoa; Arthropoda; Insecta; Hymenoptera; Formicidae. The record is from RefSeq and is a predicted model, not a curated record.
CCAUUUCAUUCCAGAGUAUAAAAGGAUGCUCUGAUGUAGACAUAAAAUCUGUUUGGUUCUGUUAUCUGCGUGUAUCAUUUUGCAACUAACUUUACGAAACGAAGCAGUGAAGUCAGCAUUUCAGUAAAAAACGAUUCAAAUUGAGAACGAGCAACUUGCAGAAAUGACUCUGGAAACACCGACAUGGCUAAAUCUAUGCUUCGUAGAGAAGAUCCUACGAAAAUCGGAAGACGACAACUCGAUCCAAGUGAUCGACAUAUUUUCGAAACCGGCCACAGCUAAGGGUGAUAACUACACUAGCGACAUGAUCAGGGUUACUGCUGAAUUUUCGCGUGACCAGAGUGAUCGUAAGAUUACAGAAAAGAAAUCAAUUAUCAUCAAAGUUUCGCCUAUACUUGAAGGAGUUCGACAGGAUCUUGUCACGCAGUCAGGUAUCUUUCACAUCGAAAUAUUAAUGAUGUCAGAUACAUUGAUUAAAAUGAAUAAGUUAUUAGGACCAAAGCAUCGCUUAAGUGGGAAAGGUCUGUACGUACAAAGUGAAAAUCCAACGCUUUUGGUGAUGGAAGAUCUCGCGCCUCUCGGCUUUCGCAUGGCUUGCCGUCUGUCAGGUCUCGAUCUAGAUCAUACUAUAUUGGCGCUUCGCGGAUUAGCCAAGUUUCAUGCAGCCUCUGUAGCAGUAUGCGAGAAGGAACCAAAACAAAAGGAAAUGUAUUCGAGAGGAAUGUUUAGCGACAAACACCCUCCAGAAAUGAGAGGUUUUUUCAUUAUGAGUGUUAAAACUUUAGCAGACGAGAUUGCAAAUUGGCCAGAAGUAAAAAAAUAUUCGGAAAAAAUUGCUAAACUUACCGACCACAUAUAUCAAAUAGGAAUAGAUGCAACUGAGCCAUCUGAAGAUGAAUUCAAUGUCAUUAAUCAUGGUGAUUUCUGGGUAAACAAUAUGUUGUUCAAAUAUGACAAUGAUGGCAAACCUACUGAUCAUAUUUUCGUGGAUUUCCAACUGUGCGUGUACACUUCGCCGGCAAUCGAUCUUCUCUAUUUUCUUAAUACAAGUCCUUCCCCGGAUAUCGUCGAAAACAAGAAAGAUAUUCUGUUAAAUGAAUAUCUUGGCACACUGUCGGCGAUUAUGAAGCAAUUAAACUGCAAGACACAGCCGCCCACUAUGGAGGAAUUAAAGGCUACAAUAAAGCGAAGAGCUAGCUAUGGAAUGAUAUCAUCCUUUACGGUUCUUCCAAUAAUGCUGUGUUGUAAGGAUGAGGCAAAAGAUUUGGAUGAAAUCAUGAGCACUGGUACUUUUGUAAAUCCAGGUUUUAAAAGCGAAACUUUUAAAAAGAUAAUGAUAAAAAGAAUUCCAAUGUAUGACGAGUGGGGUUUACUAGACCUUUAAUGCAUAUUUAAUGAUUUCCUGAUAAAUAAUUUAAAAAAGGAAUAAAAUUAAUAAAAACAGGAAUCGAAAAAGAAAUAAGAAUAAUAGAAAAAAAUAAUAGCUAAUCAAAAUACACAGCAAAAUCAUAAAAAUUAAUAACAAUAAGGGAGAAUGGGGUAGGACAGCGUAGUUAAAAUUUGAUGAAUAAAAUCUAGGUUUUCAUAAUUAUCAUAACAUUGUUACAUAUUUUAUUGUAUAUAUAGGAGAAGAGGGUAUUAUGGUUACUCCCAUAAGCACCAUGGUAAGCACCAUGGUUACUCCCAUUAUUUCUGUUAUUAGAUAAAUUCAAAUAAUUGUUUAUAAAAUUACACAUUAGUAGCAUUUUUUGAUGGCCCUAAUAUGGCCCUAAUACACAAUAGCUAACAAUUAUUAUAUGGCAUUUUUACUUUUGAACACUACUAAACCUUUUCAAAGUACACUUUAGCACUUAAUUUCAUAUACUCCUUCAUUGUUUUUAAACUUAGCGUAUUAUCACACGAAUGUACGUACAAUCAAGUGUUUUAUGUUAUUUAGCUUUUUAUGUUAUUUAGCUUUUUAUUCGGCCAUAUUUUAAGUUAUAUAGAGUUAAACAAUAACAUGAGAUUUUGUUAAUAUUGUUUGUUUAGACAAAAUUUUUAUAUUAAAAUAUUUCUUUGAUAAAUCGAUUGUUACUCUAAAAGGUAAUGUUUAAAAAUAAUAGAAAUAUUAUUUUAUAUUUGUUUUAAAGUUAAAGUUUAUUUAAAGUUAAACAGAGAUAAAAUAAUAUUUUUUGUUACGUCCGCCGAUUUGGAAAUCGUGCAGCGUAAUUGGUUUUUUAGUAUUCUUGUAGACCGCUGUCACUAGUUAUUGUGACCAUGGGUGAUAUGCUCAUCAUUACAACACUUAUUAUUUGGGGAGAUUUUGAGAGUGAAAAUUGUAUUGGGUGUUGGAUUUCGAGGCUGCGUGAAAAAGGAUGCGUGAGAUUGUGUGUAGUAAAAGUGCUUGUAUUUUCAGGUUUAAAUUAUUAGAACAUUUCUUAAAUAAAAUAUAUAUACAGGGA